Messenger RNA from Melanotaenia boesemani (Boeseman's rainbowfish), 2090 nucleotides. Its product is annotated as ras-related protein Rab-27B-like. The record is from RefSeq and is a predicted model, not a curated record. Gene Ontology annotation, biological process: positive regulation of exocytosis; melanosome transport. The coding region runs from base 779 to 1435 and encodes 218 amino acids. Gene Ontology annotation, cellular component: melanosome; secretory granule. Lineage: Eukaryota; Metazoa; Chordata; Actinopteri; Atheriniformes; Melanotaeniidae. The transcript has 5 exons. Gene Ontology annotation, molecular function: GTP binding; GTPase activity.
AAGUUUGUGGAGAUUUUCUUAAAAGAAAAAAAGGGGGAAAGGGUUGUGUGUUGAUCUUUAAAUAUGCUUUGUCAUUUUACACAGAGACUGCUGCAGGUUAGCCGGUUAAUUUCUCAUCUCACUCCACUGAUUUCAAAGAAUACUAUUAAUCAUGCAAAUGGAACAUGACUGUGUGUUGUCACUGCUCAGUGCACUCUUGUAAAUUAAAGUUAUGAUACCAAGAAAGCUUUUUUUUUUCAAUUAUCCUUAGUAAUUAGUGUGUUUUUCAACACAACCGUCUUAUAUAACUAAUUCUGAUAUUCCAUGUUGUCUCCAUUGGCCUGCCUGGCCCUGCUGUCAUCUGGCAUUGCCAGACCUCAUAGCCAUGACCUCAGUAGCAUCAUAGCAUAGCCUUUUUAAGUCAAUGAAAGGACUCCUGUCUACCAAACAGGCCAUGCUUUUUUUGCCAAGUAAGUUCAGAAAACUCUGGAGAGGCAUUUGACUGCUCAUGUGGAAGCCAGCUCCAGUCAUGUGCUAGUCCUUCUCUGAUCAGCACCUAAUGACCGGGGAGUUAUGACUCCCCGUUAAGCCUGUGUGAUGGUCUUGCAGCCUCAGACUGAAAACAUCAGCUUAGGGGGAAAAAUGUCACCUUUUUCUUUUAGUUAACUCACCCUGUAAGAAUUCACUUAGUUAAACCCAGAUGCUUCUAAACCCUCAUGGUCUGGUACAUGAUAUAUGAAAACCAGCAAAGCAUUGUACUGUGAGUUCAACUCUGUAGCAGGUUCAGCACAGCUGCACAAUGGUCGACUGGGACUAUGACUAUCUGAUCAAACUGCUGGCACUGGGAGACUCAGGGGUGGGAAAGACCACCUUUCUGUACAGGUACACGGACAACAAGUUCAACCGCAAGUUCACAACCACAGUGGGCAUAGACUUCCGGGAAAAGAGAGUGGUAUACUUGGGAACGGGUGCCGACGGGACGACCGAGAGAAACUUCAGAGUCCAUCUUCAGCUCUGGGACACAGCAGGUCAAGAGAGGUUCCGCAGCCUCACUACAGCUUUCUUCCGUGAUGCCAUGGGAUUCUUGCUAAUGUUCGACUUGACCAAUCAGCAAAGUUUCCUUAACGUCAGGAACUGGAUGAGUCAGCUACAGGCCAACGCGUACUGUGACUGCCCAGAUGUGGUGUUGGUGGGCACCAAGGCAGACCUGAAAGACACGAGGAAUGUCCACACCAGACAGGCCCGAGAUCUGGCAGACAGAUAUGGCAUCCCCUACUUUGAGACAAGCGCAAUGACGGGCGUCGACGUGGACCAGGCAGUGACCACGCUGAUGAACCUGGUGAUGAAGAGGAUGGAACAGAGCACAUAUGGGGCACAGAGCUCUGAACCCAACGGCAGCCACACUGCCAGCCAUGAGGUGGAGGAGGCCCCUGUCAGGAGGAGGUGCGCCUGCUGAUGUUUCUACCACUGAACAUGUGGAAGGAGCACAUUUUUAAAUUUGUAUAAAAUAGGUGAACUUAUAGUCAUUGAAAAGCGAAGAAACAUUUGGUUCAUUUUAAAACAGUAACAGCUUCUACUGAAGAAAAGACUAAACUGUCCAUUUGUAUGUUUUUUUAUGUAUAUAUUAAUGGAAAUCAUCUAGAAUUACAAGGUAAAUCAUUAUUUCCUCAUACUGUCUGUUCUAUUCUUUAUGUGACCGACACAAGUACAAAGGAAGUCAUUUUCAGUUUCUUUAUUGAAAAACUUUGUUGGAUUUAGUCAUUUGCCAGAAAGUUGAAGACAAACUGGAAGCAGACCAUUUAACAGGGAAUUGCUGUAGGAUAACAAUGUCAAAGAUAACUUUUCUCUAUGAAAUGUUGUUGGGGACUUCAGAAAAAAACUGAAACAUCUUGCAACUAAAGUAAUUGGACUUGGAACGAAGAUUAAAAUUGUAAUUGGUAGAUAAUUACACGAAAUGCAGACAAGGAACAUUUUCAGUAGGAAAAAUAAUACUACACAUAUUGAUGUUGUUCACUUCAGUCUAUACACCUAAAAACCACCAACCAGAAACCAGAAUUCUGGGUGUAUUGAUGGACUCAGACCUUAACUUUAAGAAACACAUUAGGGGAAUU